This is a messenger RNA of Pieris brassicae (large cabbage white), 1539 nucleotides long. RefSeq lists its product as uncharacterized. Gene Ontology annotation, biological process: proteolysis. The record is from RefSeq and is a predicted model, not a curated record. The transcript has 6 exons. Gene Ontology annotation, molecular function: metalloendopeptidase activity; zinc ion binding. Lineage: Eukaryota; Metazoa; Arthropoda; Insecta; Lepidoptera; Pieridae. Bases 428 to 1465 code for a protein of 345 amino acids.
CAUUUUUGCAUUAAAACUCAACUUCGAUAUGCGUUUAUGUAUUUAUUUAAUAAUAAAAUUGCAAUAAAAGGUUUACAAUACUUUGAGAUGCGCGUGUUGUUAGAAUGCGCUACACACUUUUAAGAUUAGUACUGUUUGGAUUGUACAUCGGAUUUUUAAAGGAAACGUCAGUAAAUGGAGCUAUAAAAUUCCUAAGUAAUUUAAGAAGAGAAAACGCUGUUACUGAUCAUAAACAAAGUGUAGAAGAAACUCCUCUUGAUGACAAAGAGGAACCAGGCUUCAAUUUGGACGAGCGGGAAAUCAAAAAGUUUCAUAUUUGGCCGAAAGGGAUAAUACCAUAUUACAUAGACGAUUUUUCAUUCGAUACCUUCUCACAGAUAAAGUUUUAAGAGAUACAAUUCGGGCUUUCCUUGAGCAUACCAGUCGUAUGACUGGCCUUCAGUUCCUGGAGCUGCCAAGUCCACCUAAAGAUGACAGCAGAUGGGUCUUCUUCAUAAACCGACAGGGCGUGCUUGAAUGUAUUAAUCAAUCUUUUCAUAGCUUUACCAAUGAUGGAGUUCAGAAAGUCCUUCUUGGUUACGACUGUAUAAUCAACUAUGGAAUGAUGGAGGUAUUAUUGAUGCUUGUUGGUGUUCCACCACAACACAAUUCCCCUGAUCGUGAUGAUUUUAUUGAGACUAAAAUGAAUAAUGUAAUCCCUAACAAGAAAUAUUUAUUUAAAAAAUUUAAAGAUGAUGAAUGGUUGUUUCAUGACCUGGAGUAUGACUUUAAAAGCGCUGGACAUUACGAUUCUCAUAAAUUCACUGUUAACGGUAGAGCAACUCUUAUACCAAAGGAUGACAGCAAAUCAAACUUAGAGAUUGGAUUUAAAAAAGAUUUUAGUUCUAUUGAUAUAAAAAAAAUUAAAAUGGUAUACAACUUUAUUUCUAAAAAGACAGCCAGAGCUCAUCUCCCUCAAUGUAGUAAAAUGUUUAAUCCGGGAUCUAACUUCAGUAAUUACCGCGAAAAUAGACUAACUGAAGGUAAACCAAGGAAUAAACCUAAUAAAUAUUUAGGACUACCAAAAGAAGCUCCCGAGGGCGACGAUGUUAAUAGCCACGUUGAUGAAGAUAAUAGUCAAACAAAUAAAAAUAUAACAACAUCAGAAACUGUUAUGGAUAAUAAUGACAAUGAUGAAGAAGAAGAAAUAGAAGAACCUGAAAAUAAAGAAACAGAAGAGGUUGGAAAGGAUGCAGAAGAGGAAAUAGAAGAACCUGAAAAUAAAGAAACAGAAGACUUUGGAAAGGAUGCAGAAGAGGAAAUAGAAGAAAGUGUUGACGACGUUUUAAAGGAAGACAGUCAAAAAACUGAAGAGCGAUUAGAAGCUAACGAAACUGUAGAUAACACAGCAUUAAAAGGAAAGAAAAAUGAAAAACGUCAAACCUUCUUGGACUUAUCCGAUUUUGGUACUGAAGAGAACACUUAAUGUCCCGAAAAUGUUUUAUUUGUAGAGAUUGAAAUAAAAUAAACUUCUACAAAUUAAAAUUAUUUAUUUAAUAC